CCCCUUCCUUCCAAUGUUGCAUGUAAUCAUGUUCAUGUAUUUGGUCGCGGUCAAACCUGCAGGUAUAUGAAAAAAUGUAAAGCAAGUGAAAGAAAUAUAGGGUUAGAACGUUGAAAAAUUCUCGACCAUGGCAUGGAUGACAUCACAUCAAAGUCAGAGUUUAAGGAGCCGAAUGUGACCACUUGGCCCCUCGUAGAGAAGUGGGCAUUUGGAUACAACUACUACAAGGGUGUCCUCCUCCGCAUGUGAAAUGGAGUUUGCAAGGGACCCAAAUUCCCCUAAUGUGAUGAAAGCUUUGGACUCUCGGAAUAGAGGGCGCCUGUCAUUGCCAGGGGCCUUCUUGGCAUUUGGACUACAUACAUAUCACCUAAUAACAUGCCCAUGCCCAUGCCCCACUCCUUCCUUGUUCCUGCUGCUCUCCUCCCCUCUUCCUCCUCCUCCUCCUGGGAUUUUUAGCCCUCCGCUAUUUGUGCCAAAUCCUUGGCCAGCCUAAAUCAUGUGAUAAGCCUUUGACUGCAUCAUCACGGAACUAGCCCUUUACAGCGUUUGAAGGAUUGGCAUGCAUUCAGUCACAUUGGCAUUUGUACUAUUCACAUGUUUUUUCAAUACCCAUUAGAAAAAGAAUUCCUCAAUACCCCACCGUGUAAACCAACCUUGGCUGGUUUCUUUUGGGAGCUUGGAUUUCUAUUCAUCUUUCUGCUGCAGAUUGAUUGGAUGACUGAAGUUCUCAAAUUUGGUUUCAUGGAGGACAAAGGAUUUGUGGAGCAGAAGAGAAGGCUCAAGACCCCAUCUCAGGUGGAAGCCUUGGAGAAUAUCUAUGCAGAGCACAAAUAUCCUUCUGAGCCCAUGAAAACUAAGCUUUCUCAAGAGUUGGGACUGUCUGAAAAGCAAGUUCAGCGCUGGUUUAGGCACAGGAGGCUCAAGGACAAGAAGGGUAAUACUAAUAAUAAUAAAAAGGAGGAUCCUGACAGCAAUGAGGAGCUUGAUGCUGGGAGUGGUAGUAACCCCCUACAGCAGCAGCAGCAACAACAAGCUGUUCGAAGGGAUUUUGGUCAUUUGCCAAAUCAGAGAUUGUCGGGAACAUCUGAUUAUCCAUCUGCUGUCCUUGGCGCAGAGAUGAAUGAUCAUGAUGUUCUCAAGAGGAGAAGCAGUCAGAUUGAUGUUAAUGGAGAAGAUACCCUCAGAGCAGGCAAUGUUUCGACAUCCCAGGACACCUCCUCAUUGCAGAGCAGGAGCUCUUUUGAAAUGGAGGCUUUGAGAAAUAGGAAUUAUGUAGAAAUCAGAGGCAAUAAUAGCAAGAAGAGCAAAGGUCAAGUUAUGCACAGGGGUAUGGAGCAUUCGUAUACCCCUCAGCUCUUUUUGAUGGCAUCCCAGGAGCAAACUGCUGCCAGUGUUUUGAAACAGUGCAGUGGAAACAAUGGCUUCAAAGGACUUGGUGGAAGCAAUAUUAUGCAGACAAAGAAUAGGAAUCAUGUUAAGGAUAAAGAGGAGUCUAAUAGGUUUUCAAGUAGUCAUGAUUACCCAUCUGCAGUCCUUGCUGCAGAGCUUACUGAUAGGGAGCUUCUAAAAGGUAGUCAUGAAGUCACGGAAGACCCUUAUGUGUCAGUAUCACAAGAGAGAUCUUCAUUACAGAGUGGGAGCUCUUUUGAAAUAGAAGCAAGGAGAUCAACAUUCAAGGGUACGAACCCUUUUGAAAUUGAAGCACGGUCUAGGAGGAGAGAUAUUGAAGGCUUGCAAACUGCAGUUGAUCAGUUAUACGGGCACCGAUAUAACGAACACCAAGCUAUAGUGGCAGUUAAAGCUCAACUGGGAAGAGCAUAUCAUGUAGAUGGACCAGUGCUGGGUAUUGAAUUUGAUCCACUUCCUUCAGGUGCCUUUGGCCUUAGGUAGUUCUUACCUUAUAUUCCCUUUUAUAACCUGUCUAGGCUCUAAACAAUUGCGGUGCUGAAAUUUCUGGAAGGAAAAUAAUCUGUUUGCCAAAAGCUACCUAAAUGUCUAGCUGAAUCAUUUCAAAUUCUCUUUAUAUGCUGCAAUUUUGCUCCCCAUUCUUACUUGUUUGCAUGGUGAUGCUUAUGCAAGCAAGUCCAGGAUUAGUGCACCUUGUUGCCUCUGCAGACUUUACGUUUGCAGCAGUGUCUGCAAAAUUUAUUGUAUUAUUUAUUUUAGCAUCCUCUAUGAAUACAAGUUUGAUUGAUUCUAUCA
Messenger RNA from Cryptomeria japonica (Japanese cedar), 2202 nucleotides. RefSeq lists its product as uncharacterized. The coding region runs from base 595 to 1890 and encodes 431 amino acids. Lineage: Eukaryota; Viridiplantae; Streptophyta; Pinopsida; Cupressales; Cupressaceae. The record is from RefSeq and is a predicted model, not a curated record. The transcript has 2 exons. Gene Ontology annotation, molecular function: DNA binding.